Molecule: messenger RNA, 885 nt
Organism: Rhagoletis pomonella (apple maggot)
Lineage: Eukaryota; Metazoa; Arthropoda; Insecta; Diptera; Tephritidae
Product: pro-resilin
Exons: 2
Coding region: 1-885 (294 amino acids)
Source: RefSeq, a predicted model, not a curated record
AUGCAAGCGAAUGCGCAACGUUGGAAAAUGUAUACCAAAUUACUUGUAUUCCAUGCAUUGAUUGCAUUAACUCUCGCUGAUGUAAGUCACAUAAGCCGGGAAUAUUUGCCUCCAGUCGCUGAAAAUAAAUACCUAACGCAUAUUCAGCAAACAGAGCCACAACAACAACAAAAGCAAUACAAAUACCAGCACGUGCAACAUGAUGCAGUGUUAAGUGACGAAGCUGCCAAUGGAAAUGCGCUUGCCUCAAUAGAUGUGCGGGAAUCGAAUGAUGGCACAGACAGCAAAUCAGCUAGCGAUCCAUUCAUUCAGCCUGGUUUGGGUAGUUUUCCCAGCGUCGCACCAACGUACCCAGGCCAAGGUUUUGCUUAUCCAGGUUAUCCAGGACAAGGCUUCUCAGGAGCUGGUUUCCCCGGAGCAGGAUUUCUAGGCCAAUUUUUCCCCGGAUCAGGUUUUCCUUAUCCCGGUUAUCCAGGACAGUUUCCAGGGCAAGGAUUUGCCGGACAAGGCUUCCCUGGAGCUGGUUUCUCCGGAGCAGGCUUUACUGGUCAAGGUUUUCCCGGGCAAGGCCUCCCGGGACAAGGCUUCCCCGGACAAGGUUUUCCCGGGCAAGGUCUCCCGGGACAAGGUUUCUCUGGACAAGGUUUCCCCGGACAAGGUUUCUCUGGACAAGGUUUCCCCGGACAAGGCUUCCCCGGACAAGGCUUCCCGCCGCAAGCUGGCGGAUUCUCUGGCGUACCCUAUCAAACAGCUAGUCAGCAACAGCCAAGCGGAUCGAACGCUCCACCCACAUCCGGCUACAACGAACGCGUACAAACGGCACGCAUAGCCAGCGAUACGAUUUAUGAUGCAAACGGCGGUUAUGUCUACGAUAAGCCAAAAUAA